Molecule: messenger RNA, 1461 nt
Organism: Hemisphaericaspora subhashii
Lineage: Eukaryota; Fungi; Ascomycota; Pichiomycetes; Serinales; Debaryomycetaceae
Exons: 1
Coding region: 1-1461 (486 amino acids)
Molecular function (GO): LPPG:FO 2-phospho-L-lactate transferase activity
Source: RefSeq, a predicted model, not a curated record
AUGUCCACAAAUGGGAAAAUUACAAUUAUAAGUGGAGGUACAGCCACCAAUGAGCUUGUUCCAUUAUUCAACAAAUUAUCAUCCAAUGUAAGUUAUAUUCUUCCAAUCUCGGAUAAUGGUGGUUCUACUUCCGAGAUCAUUCGUUUUAUAGGCGGUCCAGCUAUUGGAGAUAUCAGAUCUCGCUUAACUCGAUUAAUCCCUGAUCAUCAAGAAUCAUUACGGAAAUUAUUAAGUUUUAGACUUUCGUCGAAUCCACAAGUAGCUAAGAAUCAAUGGUAUGAUAUAGUAGAUGGAUCCCAUGAAUUAUGGACAAGUAUUAAUCCUGCUACUCGAGAAAUAUUCCGGGCAUUCUUUGUUCAUUUACAUGUUGAAUUAUUGAAAAGAUCAAAAUAUGGUUCAUCAAAGAAACAAUUUCGAUAUGAAUUGGCAAAUGUUGGUAAUUUGUUUUUAACGGGUGCAAGAUUAUUUAUUGGAUCACUUGAUUCAGCAAUUGAAUUAUUUUGUAGAUUGACGGAAAUAAAUUCACAAACUGAAGUAUUACCUUGUAUAAAUACAAACUUCACCUAUCAUAUAAGUGCAUUACUUGAGAAUGGAUUAAUCAUAACGGGACAAUCCCAAAUUUCUCAUCCUUCAGAAACUCAUCACCCUAGAAAUAAGGCGGUUGAUUCCAGUUAUCCUCCACCAAUUGCUCAUACUCGUCCUUCAACACCCACAGAUCAUAUGCGACGCACAAGCUAUUUCGGUACUCCUUCAAUAGACGGAGGGUUCUCGUUGGAUAUCCCCAUAAAUGAAGUCGCAAUGGAGCAAGCCAAACAUAUAGAAUCUUACGCUUCUAGUGAUGAUGAUGAUGCGGAAGAAUCGGGUAAUGUCCCUCAAUAUACUCAUCCUGAAUUAAAGAAAUCUCAAUUGCAUUUUAAUAAAUCAGAAAAUAUCGAACCUUUAUUAUCACCUAUUAAACGAAUAUUUUAUAUUUCUCCAUAUGGAGAAGAAAUAUGUCCUAUUGCUCAUGCAAAAGUGGUUUCGACAAUAAGUAGUACUGAAACUUUGAUAUAUUCAAUUGGAUCACUUAUGACUAGUAUUGUUCCCGUAAUUAUUCUCAGAGGGAUUGGAAGAGCCAUUGCAAUGGAUAGUGCAACACAAAAGAAGAAAAGAAUCUUGUUGUUGAAUGGAUGUCUUGAUAGAGAAACUUUUGGGAUGAAGGCGGUUGAUUUCGUUAGAGUGAUUGUACAGCUGGCUAUAUAUUCACAAGAUAGUUCUAAAAAAGAUGCAAUGGUUGAUGAUCUAGAUUGGGAUAAAUAUAUCACUCAUUUAGUAUUCAUGAAUGAACCUAAACUUGAAGUUGACAUAAAUUUCUUGGCUCAAAGGGGAAUAAAAUGUAUAGAAGUUAAAAAGUUGGUUGGUACUGAUUAUUUUGAUCUUGAUGAUUUGUAUUAUGUAUUAAAAGGAGUUAUAUCUAUGUAG